AUGCUCAUCCCAUCUUACGCGGCUGACGCUCCCCCGCCGCCGCCUGCGCGCCUCGCAGAUCCACAAAACAACGUGAGCGAGGCGGGUGUGCCGCGGAGUUCCUUGGCGCUGGGCCUCAAGUUGUGUACGCUGCGAGUACGUUCCGACAAGAUGCUCAAGAUGAUUUUCUGCCUCAUGCUCGCCGUGGUGGCCAACGCGCUGCCGACCGACGACGCGACGGCGCUCCCUGGCGGGGUCGAAAUCGCCACUGAGCGCGGCAUCAGCCCCAACGAGCAUCAGCCCCUGUUUGCAAGCCUGCCGGAGCAGUGCAUGAGCACCACCCCGUGGUACAACGCCGGGUUCAAUCAGGUCUAUCAGACCCACUUUGGCUCUCAGCAGGAGGGCAGUGUCGUGUUCCCCGCGGACGAGCGUGCGCUGCUCAACACCCUGGUGGCGGCCGUCGAGGCACAAAAGCGCCCUACGAUCGUUGCCGGUAGCCACGGGUACGAAGGCUAUGGCAACUCGGGAGACGUCGUAAUCGACAUCUCAGGCUUGCAGCACAUCGAGACGAAGAUGGCAGGGCCCGACAACACGAAGAUGGCAGAGCAUGUUGUGAUCGGGGGAGGAACGCCGCUGAGCAAGGUCUACAAUUACCUCUGGAAGCGGCACGGCCGAAUUCUCCCCGCAGGCUCGUGCCACUCCGUUUCUGCAGGCGGCCACAUCACCGGCGGCGGCUACGGCGUCUUCUCGCGAAUGUACGGAUUGACGGUCGAUUACGUCGGAGGUGUGCGCUUCGCUUGGGUUGACAAUGAGACGAAGGUGAGGGUUGUCGAUGCGUUCCACAAUUCAAACUCUCCCGAGGAACAACGGCUCGUCUGGGCAGCGCGCGGUGCUUCGGCAGCAAAUUUCGGGGAGCUUGCCUUCGUCAACAACCCGCCUGCGUUUUGGGAGGUUUCCUUCAACUUGAUGCACCUGGAGGACUUCAAGGACGCGGAGUACGGCCCGAUGAUGCUCGAAAAACUGUACGACGUGUUCUGGGAUUACUACAACUACAGCAAGGGGGAGCAACCCUCGCGCGACGAGACAUUUGGCUUCUUCCGCAUCAAUUCGAAUGGCAUCGAUCUCACUUGCAUCGCCACGCAAUACGAUGCGCUGCUGGAGUACGUGGGCCGCUUCCUCGAAGCGAAGAAUUCGACUAUGGCUCUGAGCACUCUGGAGAAAGACGUCAGGCGCUUCACCUUCCUCGAAUACGUCGUCGUCAUGUCUGGCAUCGGAGAUAAGCCCUUCUUCAAGAACUCGGGCCACGUCCUCAAGAGCCACAGCGGACACGGCAAGGGCUACACAUCUUCACAGCUGCGAGCCAUGUAUGACCACCUCCUGCAGAAGUACAAGCCUUGUGUCGGUGCCGCAUGCGGCGAAGGACAUGUGACGCUUGAGGUGUUUUGCUCGGACAAGGGCUCGAAGAACGUCACGAUCCAGAAAGUGAAUCAGACCGACAAAACGGGAUUUCCGCAGUACUUUUGGAUCAGUCAGCACGAGGCCCGGCCGGCGAGUGCUCAACGCCGCAACGGUCGCCGGCUCGCCGUUUGGAUGGGACCGCAGGUGGAUGAGACCGCCCUCGAAGGUGACGCAGGUGGGCCUCGUCCCGCUGACAGCGGAGUCGCAUACGUUUGGCAGAUGGACCCGUACAACGGAAAGAUCGCAGACCUGACAGUCGACAAUCCGCUCAAGACCCCUCAAGCGCCCUCGGCAACCUCGGUCUCGAACCGGGUGGCGACCGUCAAGACGCAGCCGCAGCUGUACUGGAACUUUCCAGAGGACAACAAAUUUAUGAUCAAGUGGUUUGACUCCUUCACGAACUCAAUGUGGGCGUCGACAUCGACAAACAAGCUUCACAAGGACCAGUACCCCAUGGUGCCAGGACUGUACAUCAACUAUCCUGACUCCUUUUUCAAGGAGAUGUACCCUGAGGACUGGCUGAAUCUCACCUACGAGCUGCCGUGGGGCUCUGUCGUGGAGAUGCUUACCUGGCCUUCCCUAGGCAACGGAAACAACGUCCAAGGCGACCAGAAAGACUACCUGCCGUCGCUGCAAGAGGUGAAGGGCAUGUUCGACCCGAACGACAUCUUUACGCUGAAGUCGCGGCGCUACAUUUACAACGCCACAAACGGUGCGUGGGAUGACGAAGAACCGGAGAUCAAAGAUGGGCUCAGCAUCCCGCUGCCAGACACGAUCAUGCCGGAACCCUACCUCGGCGGAGAAAUUCACGAUGAAAAGCUGGUCGUUUGCUAA
This is a messenger RNA of Emiliania huxleyi CCMP1516, 2271 nucleotides long. RefSeq lists its product as hypothetical. Lineage: Eukaryota; Haptophyta; Isochrysidales; Noelaerhabdaceae. Bases 1 to 2271 code for a protein of 756 amino acids. Gene Ontology annotation, molecular function: FAD binding. The transcript has 5 exons. The record is from RefSeq and is a predicted model, not a curated record.